Paramecium primaurelia is the source of this 552-nucleotide messenger RNA. NCBI's taxonomy places the organism in Eukaryota, Ciliophora, Oligohymenophorea, Peniculida, Parameciidae. The record is from the annotation of a GenBank genome assembly.
AUGAUUAAAAGAAUAUCAAAGUAGAUAAUGAAAAUGCCUUAAUUAUACUUUACUACAAGAAUGUUAGCUCCAUUCUCUUAACAUAAUCAUAAUCAUAAUCAUGAUCAUAAUCAUGAUCAUAAUCAUUCUCAUCCAGAUUUUUAAGCUUAACAAAAGGCUUAACCAUAAUAUACAUAAGAAUAGAUCUAAUAAAAACAUAAAGAAAUUGAUAAUGUAAAUUAAUAGAAAUAUUUUGUAGAUCAUAAAAUCUAAUUAAGUUGUAUUAUUCAUGAAGGGAACUCCAACUUAACCAAUGUGUGGAUAUUCUAAUUAUGCUGUUUAAGUACUUUAAUUUUACAAAGUAUAAAAUUAUCAUUCUGUUGAUAUUCUAUCUGAUCCUUUGAUGAGAGAAGAGAUAAAGAAAUAUUCAAACUGGCCUACAUUCCCAUAAUUAGUAUUAAUUUAAUAAUAUAUAAAAUAUAGUAUGUAAAAUAAGAAUUAGUUGGUGGAUGUGAUAUAAUGAUGGAAAUGCAUAAAGAAGGUACAUUAAAAGAAUUAUUUAAUAAAAUUUGA